AUGGCAGAGCCCUCUUCUCCUAACCAGCGAAAUAUCGAAAAUUAUCAUGACAAGCACUCUACCCAGCUUGAGCAGUUGUGCAAAUUGAAACUAUCCGAAAUACAGUUUCAUCACCGAAAGACGAGCAUAAUUUGCACAGUAGGCCCAUCAUGCAACACGGUGCCUAAGCUUCGAGAACUAAUCCUCAAUGGAAUGAAUAUAGCAAGACUGAAUUUUAGUCAUGGAUCUUACGAGGAGCAUGCUGAAGUCAUCGCUAGAGUCAGAGAAGCCAAUGAGAACCAUUACGAUCCUGUGGCUAUUGCCCUUGACACAAAGGGCCCCGAGAUAAGAACGGGCGUUCUGACGGGGAACAAAGAAGUCACUUUGGAGCAAGGUAAGAGCAUCCAGCUAACUACGGACAAGAAAUACGAAAACAAUGGAACAGCUACAUGUGUCUAUGUUGACUAUGUCAAUCUGCCUCGAGAUGUGAAAAAGGGAUCACGGAUCUACGUCGACGAUGGACUCAUUUCGUUAUUGGUAGAGGACGUAUCCAAAAAUGCUGUGAAUUGCAAAGUCGAAAACGGAGGAGUGCUAGGAAGUAGAAAAGUGAGUAGAAUAGCUCUAGAUUAAAC
Cylicostephanus goldi is the source of this 611-nucleotide messenger RNA. The record is from the annotation of a GenBank genome assembly. Lineage: Eukaryota; Metazoa; Nematoda; Chromadorea; Rhabditida; Strongylidae.